This is a messenger RNA of Exophiala bonariae, 981 nucleotides long. RefSeq lists its product as uncharacterized. The transcript has 3 exons. The record is from RefSeq and is a predicted model, not a curated record. The coding region runs from base 1 to 981 and encodes 326 amino acids. Lineage: Eukaryota; Fungi; Ascomycota; Eurotiomycetes; Chaetothyriales; Herpotrichiellaceae.
AUGGGAACCCCUUCGCCAGUCCGACUUGUUUUUGGAGCGGGAGGUAUUGGGGAGGGCCCCAUAACCCACGCCUGGACCACGGGCGAGCAAACUUCCGAACUGCUCGACGUAUUGAAGGAAGUGGAGCUCACAGAAUUGGACUCAGCAGCAUCCUCUCCAACGGGAAAUCCACGGGCCAGUGAACGAUUAUUGGGUGAGAGCAGGGCAGCUGAGAAGGAAUUUGUGAUCGACACCAAAAUCGAGCGGACAGCCUUCAGUGGUGGAUUAUCCGAGGCUGCGAUUGAUUCCAGCCUGGAGAAAAGUUUGGAAUUACUGGGUGUGAAGCAUGUCAACAUCCUCUAUGCGCAUUUUCCAGACCCAAACACCCCCGUGGAUGAGAGUGCUCGGGCUUUUGAUAAGCAUUACCGAGCUGGACUUUUCAAAGAGCUUGGGUUGUGCAACCACUCCCUCGAGCAAAUGCAAGAGUGGUUGCAAGUUUGCGAGGAACAUAAUUAUGUUAAACCAACCGUAUGGCAAGGUCAUUAUAACGCCAUCAGGAGAGCGCCUGAGGCCGAACUUUUUCCAUUCUUGAGACAGCAGAAUAUCCGAAUAUAUGCUUACAGUCCACUGGCAGGGGGUUUCCUAACAGGGAAGGUCAGUCUGGCUACUGAUGCAAAGGCGCUCUCCGGAGGUCGCUGGGAGCCAGGUCGGUUGCCAUUUUAUGUUAAAGCAUUCGAUAAACCGGUCAUUCACGCCGCUAUGGUUGAGUUUUGUAAGAGAUGUGAUACUGCAGGAGUGACGCCGACGGAAGUCAGUUUGAGAUGGAUUUUGCAUCAUUCAGCUUUAGGAGAAGGAGAUGCGAUCAUUCUUGGGGCGUCAAGCUUUGAUCAGUUGCGAGGUAAUGUCCAGUUUUGUAAGCAGGGACGUUUAGAUGAGCAAUUGUUGGAGGCUUAUGAGGAACUGUGGAAGGGUGUUGAGAAGAAUCCUCCAGAAUGGUUUUGA